This is a messenger RNA of Neoarius graeffei (lesser salmon catfish), 2685 nucleotides long. RefSeq names its product phosphodiesterase 11a (gene pde11a). Bases 1 to 2685 code for a protein of 894 amino acids. Gene Ontology annotation, molecular function: protein binding; 3',5'-cyclic-nucleotide phosphodiesterase activity. The record is from RefSeq and is a predicted model, not a curated record. Gene Ontology annotation, biological process: signal transduction. The transcript is spliced from 20 exons. Lineage: Eukaryota; Metazoa; Chordata; Actinopteri; Siluriformes; Ariidae.
AUGGCGGUGCCUAAUAUGGUGUUUUCGGAUGUUGAAACUUUCCUGGAUAACCACCCUGAGUUGUUUGAGGACUAUCUGAACAGAAAAGGGAAAUACAGUAUGGUAGAAAAAUGGCUCAAAACGCACCAAGCAUAUAAAAUUGCCACGACGGACCCGGAGAAAUCGCAUGUGUGUAAGGACAGCUGGGCGAGUAAAGGAGACGGGCUGCAGCGGAGAGCAUCGCACAAAGAGCUGCGCAAAACUUUCGCUCGCUCCAAAGCCGUCAACGCGAACCGGACGUACGACGAGCACGUGAACUCCCGAGCUCAGGAGCCGCUGAGCAGCAUGCGGAGACGCGCUUUGCUGAGGAAAGCCAGCUCCUUACCCCCGACCACAGCACACAUCCUGUCCGCUCUGCUCGAGUCCCGAGUCAACAUCCCACAGUAUCCGUCCACCGCCGUGGACUUUAAAUAUUACCUCAAAGAGCACAACGAGCGCGAGUUCUUCCUGGAGCUGGUCAAAGACAUUUCCAAUGACCUGGAUUUAACCAGCCUGAGCUACAAGAUCCUGGUGUUUGUAUGCAUCAUGGUCGAUGCGGAUCGAUGCUCACUCUUCCUAGUGGAAGGCACUGCGAAUAAAAAAACUCUGGUUUCCAAAUUUUUUGACGUGCACGCUGGGACCACUGUCCUGCCAUCCUUCAGCAACUCAGAUGAAGUCCAGGUUCCAUGGGGGAAAGGGAUUAUAGGUUAUGUUGCUGAGCAUGGAGAGACUGUUAACAUCCCCGAUGCGUAUCAGGACCAUCGUUUCAGUGAUGAGAUUGAUAAGUUGACGGGUUAUAAGACCAAGUCACUGCUGUGCAUGCCCAUCCGGAACAGUGAUGGAGAGAUCAUAGGAGUGGCACAGGCCAUCAACAAGAGUCCUAGCGGUGCACUGUUUACUGAAGAUGAUGAGAAGGUGUUGCAGAUGUACCUGCCCUUCUGUGGAAUCGCGAUCUCCAAUGCUCAGCUCUUUGCUGCAUCCAGAAAAGAGUAUGAUAGGAGCAGGGCUCUGCUAGAAGUAGUGAAUGAUUUGUUUGAGGAGCAGACAGACCUGGAGAAGAUUGUGAGGAAGAUUAUGCAUCGUGCUCAAACGCUGCUCAAGUGUGAACGCUGCUCUGUACAGCUACUGGAGGACAUUGAGUCUCCGGUAGUGAAGUUUACUAAGUCCUUUGAGCUGCUGUCACCAAAGUGUAGUGCAGACACAGAGAACAGUUUUAAGGACAGUAUGGAGAAGUCCUCAUAUUCAGACUGGCUGAUUAACAACAGCAUAGCUGAGCUGGUGGCCUCCACUGGUCUGCCGGUCAACAUUAGCGACGCCUACCAGGACCCCCGCUUCGACGCCGAGGCAGAUCAGUUUUCUGGGUUCCACAUCCGCUCUGUCCUGUGUGUGCCUAUUUGGAACAGCAACCACCAAAUAAUUGGUGUUGCACAGGUCCUAAACAGGCUGGAUGGGAAACCAUUUGAUGAUGCAGACCAAAGACUGUUUGAGGCAUUUGUGAUAUUCUGUGGGCUGGGGAUCAAUAACACAAUAAUGUAUGAUCAGGUGAAGAAAUCUUGGGCCAAACAGUCUGUGGCCCUGGACGUGCUGUCAUAUCAUGCUACUUGCUCUAAGACAGAAGUGGACAAGUUUAAGGCAGCGAACAUCCCUCUGGUGUGUGAGCUGGGCAUUGAUAAGCUCUCCUUUGAUGACUUUUCUCUGGACAUGGAUGCAAUGAUAACUGCAGGCCUGCGCAUGUUCAUGGAGCUUGGCAUGGUGCAGAAAUUCAAGAUAGACUAUGAGACUCUUUGUAGGUGGCUGUUGACCGUGAGGAAGAACUAUCGUAUGGUUUUGUACCACAACUGGAGACACGCGUUCAAUGUCUGCCAGUGCAUGUUCUCCAUGCUUACUACUGCAGGCUUCCAAGCUACCCUCUCAGAAUUGGAGAUCUUAGCACUCAUUGUGGGCUGUGUGUGUCAUGAUUUGGACCACCGUGGAACCAACAAUGCCUUCCAAGCCAAGACAGGUUCUGCUCUAUCUCUCCUUUAUGGGACCUCAGCUACGAUGGAGCAUCACCACUUCAACCAUGCUGUCAUGAUCCUGCAGAGUGAAGGCCAUAAUAUAUUCUCCAAUUUGUCAUCCCGGGAUUAUGGAGACCUCAUGCAGCUGCUGAAACAGUCCAUCUUGGCUACAGAUCUCACACUUUACUUUGAGAACAGAAACCGUUUCUUUGAGCUGGUGAAUAAAGGGGAAUAUAACUGGAACGUUAAAGAACACAGAAAUAUGUUCAGAUCAAUGUUAAUGACUGCAUGUGAUUUGGGAGCUGUGACCAAGCCAUGGGAAAUCUCUCGCAAGGUAGCAGAGCUGGUCACCAGUGAGUUUUUUGAGCAGGGAGACAGAGAGAGAUCUGAACUGAAGCUGACUCCUUCUGCUAUCUUUGACCGGAACCGAAAGGAUGAGUUGCCGGGUUUACAGUUGGAGUGGAUUGAUGGCAUCUGUGCUCCACUGUAUGAGGCUUUGGUGAAACUGAACCCUAAACUCCAGCCCAUGGUUGACAUGAUCCGGGCCAAUCGUGCCAUGUGGGAUGAGCUGCACCAGAAGCGGCAGCGCAGCCAAGAACUGGUGAAUCUUCCCAACACUACCUGUGAUGGUGACAUUGGUGACAACGUUGUGCCCAAAGCUGCGAGUUAG